Molecule: messenger RNA, 1179 nt
Organism: Tachysurus fulvidraco (yellow catfish)
Lineage: Eukaryota; Metazoa; Chordata; Actinopteri; Siluriformes; Bagridae
Gene: b2ml
Product: beta-2-microglobulin, like
Exons: 4
Coding region: 111-461 (116 amino acids)
Biological process (GO): positive regulation of T cell activation; peptide antigen assembly with MHC class II protein complex; immunoglobulin production involved in immunoglobulin-mediated immune response
Cellular component (GO): MHC class II protein complex
Molecular function (GO): MHC class II protein complex binding
Source: RefSeq, a predicted model, not a curated record
AGCUACUUUCAUUUCAUUUCCUCAGGACUGUUGGAGAGGUUCCUGCUCAGUUUUGGUCUCGAAGGCGACUUUAUUUUUCACGUUUUUAACCUUCAGUUUGUUCAGAAACCAUGAAUGUACUUCUGUCUCUCGCUGCGUUUGCUCUUCUGGCCUCAUGCGCCUUUGCUAAGGAGUCUGCACCAAAAAUCCAGGUUUACAGCCGUAACCCUGGCGUAUUUGGCAAAGAAAAUACGCUGAUCUGCCAUGUGAGUGACUUCCACCCUCCAGACAUUGAAAUCAGACUGAUGAAGAAUGGUGUUGAGAUCCCUAAUGCCAAGCAGACCGACCUGGCCUUUGAGAAGGGCUGGAAGUUCCAUCUGACCAGAAGCGUUGAGUUCACUCCAUCCAGUGGUGAGACUUACAGCUGCAGUGUCAGACACUUGAAGACUACUAGGCACAUCACCUGGGAGGCAGACAUGUAAACCUCCUGUCCUUCAUUCCAGCUCAUUGCUGUUUCCUUGCACCUUUGAGCAAUUACACUUUCGGCAGAUAAAUCUACUCGGUGUAUCUCUCACUACAGGGCUGGGUGACACAGCCCUAUACAUACAUACGAUAAUAAAAAUGUCUUUGGGUGAAAACUCCUGUCACAUCGAGGUGUUUAAUUUCACUUCAGUUUUGCUGACAAAGAAUCAAAAUUUUUUAUACUAUUAAUGACAUGCAAUAAAGAUUUAAAUCCUUAACAGGAUCCUGAAUGGAAACAUUGCAAAUCAUUUACAAACAUUACAGUGAUUGACUGCGGCAUAAUAAAAUCACAAAAAUUCAAAACAAAACAAAUUAUGUAUAUAUAUAGUGCUAUCUCCCAGCCCUGCAUCAUAUCCACUCUUUAAUUAAUCAAACAUUAUCUUUACAGUUAAAUUUGCUAGAAGUAAUAUUACCAUUUUUCUUUGGAUGUAAAGUAGACAUUUUUGUGGUUUGGACAAAUUCUUUAACUGUCUUUUAUCAUUGUUGUCAUAAAUGACUUUUUGGCAUUUAUCUUCUUUUUAAAAAUUCUGUUGUCUGUGAUCACACGGGCUAUGAAACUUUUGGUAGCUGUCAUUACUGUGUUGCUCUUAUUUUAUGCUCUUUUAAAUUUAUUUGGUAUUUUCUGAAGAAUAAUAUUUCAAAUGUAAUAAAACAAUAAAAUCUUGUCCACCUCCCCAA